AUGGAACGCCCCAUUUUUCAGCCGGUCGGCACGCCGGUGGAGGAGUUGGACACCCCCGCACUGGUAGUUGACCUGGACUUGAUGGAGCGAAACAUACAGGCCUACCACGGCUAUGUCGACGGGACGCCGGUAACGAUUCGCCCGGUGGUGACCAGCCACCUCUGCCCGCAGGUGGCGCGCCGCCAGUUGGCCGCUGUCGCCGCCAGGGGCAUCGCCGCCACGACCCUGGGAGAGGCCGAGGUCUUUGCCGCCUCUGGAUUCGCCGACAUCCUCGUCGCCAACCAGAUCGUUACGGCGUCCAAGAUUCGCCGCCUGUGCGCCCUGGCUUCCCAGGCAAGAGUCAGCGUCGCCGUGGACAGCGCCGCCAAUGUGGCCCAACUGUCCGCCGCCGCAAAUUCUGCGGGUGUCGAGCUUGGGGUGCUGGUCGAAAUCGAAGCCGGCACGGGCCGCUGUGGUAUUGCCCCCGACGCCGAGGCAGUCGCCCUCUCUCACGCACCGUGA
Geodia barretti is the source of this 501-nucleotide messenger RNA. The record is from the annotation of a GenBank genome assembly. Lineage: Eukaryota; Metazoa; Porifera; Demospongiae; Tetractinellida; Geodiidae.